Messenger RNA from Nothobranchius furzeri (turquoise killifish), 4007 nucleotides. Its product is annotated as transmembrane protein 47. NCBI's taxonomy places the organism in Eukaryota, Metazoa, Chordata, Actinopteri, Cyprinodontiformes, Nothobranchiidae. Gene Ontology annotation, biological process: cell-cell adhesion. The record is from RefSeq and is a predicted model, not a curated record. Gene Ontology annotation, cellular component: cell-cell junction.
CGGACGUGUCCCGGUCCACUCUCCCAGCUGGGCUGCCCAGACAAAGCAGUGAGGAUUCUGGUGGAGGAGGACGCUUCUGCUGCCAGUUAAUGAAGGAGAAGAUGUCCGUGAACGAGGUGUGCGUGUUCCGACCCUUCAAGCUGAUCGCGCUGCUCUGCGUCUUCCUGGCUCUGGUUCUGGACUUGGUGGCUCUGCUCAGCCCCGCCUGGGUCACCGCCGAACAUUUCUCCCUGUCCCUGUGGGAGUCGUGCUCCCAGCGCAAGUCUCCACAUCCCACAGAGGAGGCGCACUGGAGCUGCUUCUCCACCCUCACAUCUGAUUGGCAGAUUGCCACCCUGGUGCUGCUGGGGGCCGGUGCCGUCGCUACGCUGGUGGCCUUUUUGGUGUCCCUGAUUUCCCUCUGCUGGGGGCCGCAGAGGCAACACUACCGCAUUGUAGCGGUCUUCCUCUUCACUGCAGUGGUUCUGCAGGCCUGCGCUCUGGUCCUCUAUCCCAUCAAGUUCAUUGACGGAAACGUUCUGCACGUCUAUCAUGAAUUCAACUGGGGCUACGGGUUGGGCUGGGGGGCCACCGUCUUCAUGUUGGGUGGAGGGAUCCUGUUCUGCCUGCGAACGGACAUUUAUAACGAUGCCAUGUACUAGAAAAAUGCACAGAGGCGUAUCCUAAAUGGACACACGGCUGUGUGUGCACACACUCCAUCUCUUGUACUUUUCUGUUAUUUUUAGACAUGUUGUGAAGGCCUCACUCAGGGUCAGGGCUGUGUGGACCCCUCACUAGGACCAGCUGGCACCACUGGGGGGAGAGGAGGCAGCACUAGAGUUUUCUGGACGGGCUGGAGCCUCCAGUGCUGGACGCUUCCACUGACCUGUGCGUCUAUUGUUGGACAGAAGGCCUGAAUGUGCUGUGGAUCUGGAUUCAACCAGACUGACUGUGUUUUUUUAUUAGCUUUUUAUGAGAUUAAGCUGGUUGUUCAUGCAUUUAAUACACAAUUUUCCUUUUUUUUCUGAGUGAAAAUGUGAACUUUUCUCUUGACAUAUCUAGCAUGUGUAAAUAAGCUAACUUUGAUGUAUGCUAUUGAGUUUUCAGCAUAUUCACUCUUGUUUGGAUUAAACACUGUAAAUGUGUAAAAAGGAUUUCUGACAUGAUGUAGGGUUCAGAAUCAAUAUUAAUAGUUUUGGGAGAAGGCUGAUUUUUUAGCCCCUUGUUGCUGCUAAACUGAAUUUGAUUUGUUUCUGAUCUAUCAGGCGUGUCUGCAUCACUAAGCUCUACGCUGACACAAAAGUACGAACUACUCAUUAUCCAGACCACAUUCCUCCAAGGAAACCAUCCUCAGCUAUUUAAAGAGGCACCAGCAAGUCUCCUAAAUUCACUUGAUGUGAAAAUGAGCAACGUUUAAUAUUUUAGUCUUUGCUAAUGCUAACAUUGACAACAAAAAUGUUGGGUUUCUACCUCAUUCCUUGGCAAAUCCCCACUUCACAACAUGUUGGACAGUCACUUGGGCAGCCAUUCAAUUUUUACAUAAUGAUAAUUAUGUGAAUCAAUCAGUAAAAAUGUAUAGAUUGCAGAGGUGUGGACUCGAGUCACAUGACUUGGACUCGAGUCAUUAUUUUAAUAACUUCUGACUUGAUAAAAUCUAUAAAGACUUACGACUUGACUCAGACUUGAACGCCAAUGACUUGCAACUUGAAUCAACUUGCAUCUGUUGACUUGAUGAUGACGAGCAUAUUUGAUAUUUUAGCACAAAAGUGACACGACAUGGACAAAAAUCAUGAAUCAUUCUUCGUUCUGGGUUCGAUCUUGUACUGCUAAAUUCAGCAGCACUUUGUUUAUAAUCAAUUUCAGUUGCCCUUUCUGCUUGUUUGAGCAAAUAAAUGAAGCUUUACGAAGCUUUAUUUCUGGAAUUUAUUUAUUAUUGUCACUAAAUUGAAGUUGGACAGAUGACUUGAUUAUGAGUUGAAAAUUCAAAGUUAAGGACUUGGACUUGACUUGGACUUCCAGAUCAUUUACUUUGGACUCGAUUUGGACUUGGUUGUCUUUCACUUGGACUUGACUGGAAAGACUUGUGACUUGCAAAGCAGGGACUUGGUCACACCUCUGAUAGACUGUUUUGGAUGCUGAGCAGGUUGGAGCAUUGUUACUAUCACUGUGAAAUGCCUUUUUGAAGGCGCCAUACAGGUCCUUCUCAAAAAAUUAGCAUACUGUGGUAAAGUUCAUUAUUGUCUGUAAUGUACUGAUAAACAUUAGACUUUCAUAUAUAUUAGAUUCAUUACACACAACUGAAGUAGUUGAAGCCUUUUAUUGUUUCUAAUAUUGAUGAUUUUGGCAUACAGCUCAUGAAAACCCAAAACUCCUAUCUCAAAAAAUGAGCAUAUUUCAUCUGACCAAUAAAAGAAAAGUGAUUUUAAUACAAAAAAAAGUCAACCGUUAAAUAAUUAUGUUCAGUUAUGCACUCAAUACUUGGUCGGGAAUCCUUUUGCAGAAAUGACUGCUUCAAUACGGCGUGGCAUGGAGGCAAUCAGCCUGUGGCACUGCUGAGGUGUUAUGGAGGCCCAGGAUGCUUCGAUAGCUGCCUUAAGCUCAUCCAGAGUGUUGGGUCUUGCAUCUCUCAACUUCCUCUUCACAAUAUCCCACAAAUUCUCUAUGGGGUUCAGGUCAGGAGAGUUGGCAGGCCAAUUGAGCACAGUAAUACCAUGGUCAGUAAACAUUUACCAGUGGUUUUGGCACUGUGAGCAGGUGCCAGGUCGUGCUGAAAAAUGAAAUCUUCAUCUCCAUAAAGCUUUUCAGCAGAUGGAAGCAUGAAGUGCUCCAAAAUCUCCUGAUAGCUAGCCGCAUUGGCCCUGCCCUUGAUAAAACACAGUGGACCAACACCAGCAGCUGACAUGGCAACCCAGACCAUCACUGACUGUGCAUACUUGGCACUGGACUUCAGGCAUUUUGGCAUUUCCCUCUGCCCAGUCUCCCUCCAGACUCUGGCACCUUGAUUUCCGAAUGACAUGCAAGAUUUGCUUUUAUCUGAAAAAGUACUUUGGACCACUGAGCAACAGUCCAGUGCUGCUUCUCUGUAGCCCAGGUCAGGCGCUUAUGCUGCUGUUUCUAGUUCAAAAGUGGCUUGACCUGGGGAAUGCGGCACCUGUAGCCCAUUUCCUGCACACGCCUGCACACGGUGGCUCUGAAUGUUUCUACUCCAGACUCAGUCCACUGCUUCCGCAGGUCCCCCAAGGUCUGGAAUCGGUCCUUCUCUGCAAUCUUCCUCAGGGUCCGGUCACCUCUUCUCGUUGUGCAGCGUUUUCUUUUCUGCCACACUUUUUCCUUCCCACAGACUUCCCACUGAGGUACCUUGAUACAGUACUCUGGGAACAGCCUAUUCGUUCAGAAAUUUCUUUCUGUGUCUUACCCUCUUGCUUGAGGGUGUCAAUGAUGGCCUUCUGGACAGCAGUCAGGUUGGCAGACCCAUGAUUGCGGUUUUGAGUAAUGAGCCAGGCUGGGAGUUUUUAAAAGCCUCAGGAAUAUUUUGCAGGUGUUUAGAAUUAGUUGAUUUAGAUGAUUAGGUUAAUAGCUCGUUUAGAGAACCUUUUCAUGAUAUGCUAAUUUUUUGAGAUAGGAAUUUUGGGUUUUCAUGAGCUGUAUGCCAAAAUCAUCAAUAUUAUAAACAAUAAAAGGCUUGAACUACUUCAGUUGUGUGUAAUGAAUCUAAUAUAUAUGAAAGUCUGUUUAUCAGUACUUUACAGAAAAUAAUGAACUUCAUCACAAUAUGCAAAUUUUUUGAGAAGGACCUGUACAAGGAAAAAAAAACCUUCUACUAAAUACCUGGAAAUGAACUAGGGGAGGGUUUACAAGGUGUAAUUUGCUUUUAGAACACAAACCAAAAAUCACAGUGAUUUUCAUCAGAGAGCAACAAUGAAACAAUCUCUUAAUAAUUGUAAUAAAUAAACUUAAUAUGAUAACAAUGAAACAAUAAAAUCUGAAAUCUAGUGUUGAUGGACAAAUACAGCUAUUAUCCUGCAGGA